AGUAUAAAAGGGAGCUCCUAUUGCCAACUUUGUCCAGUGAAGACGCCAAAAUUCAAAUCUCUCAGUCAAUAAACAGUCCAAUCAAUAUAUAAUCCUUUCGUAAAAGCUCUCUCCCUCACUUCUGAUGCAAUUACAACCUCAAUUUGCUGAACAGGACGUCGCCUGGUUUUCUCGUGAUCGAGAUCUACACACACCACUUUUUCACCCAAAUGCUCGUGACCCUGCAAAGAGCGUCUUGAUCGCAUUCACGUGAAGAUCGAUAUCGACCAAUCGAUCGAGUUUCGAGCAGGUUUAUAUAGAAGCUGACAGGUUAAUCCAGUAACGUAGACUUUGGAAAUGCCUGGUAAUAGAUUGACAGAGGAGGCGGUGACGGAGGAAAGAGAGGAGAAAAGGAAGCAGAUGUUGUCGACUUCGAGAUCGUCUUCGUCGUCGUCGUCGUCGUCUUCGGAUGACAGAGAGUAUGAACUUGAGGACCUGAGAGACAGGUUGAAAUCGUCGCGAGGAAGCCGAUUCCAAUUGAUUGAGAAUGAGUUGAAGGAGCUCAACCAGAAGAAAUUCAGUCGCCACGUCAUUGAUGGCAUUCGAGGCUUAUCCAAAGAUUUCAUUAUUCAUCCAGAGAACAGGUGGUAUCGGGCAUGGACAAAAUUCAUAUUGCUGUGGGCAAUAUACUCAUCCUUCUUCACCCCCAUGGAGUUUGGAUUUUUUCGUGGCCUAGAUGAGGAUCUCUUCAUACUGGACAUAAUUGGUCAAGUUGCAUUUCUUGUAGACAUUAUUGUGCAGUUCUUCCUUGCUUAUAGAGACAGUCAGACCUAUCGUAUGAUCUACAAGCGAGCCCCUAUAGCUCUGCGGUAUCUAAAGUCUAGCUUUAUCUUUGAUCUUCUUGGAUGUAUGCCUUGGGACAUCAUCUAUAAGGCUAGUGGAAGAAGAGAAGGAGUAAGGUAUCUUCUGUGGAUAAGAUUAUAUCGGGUGCGGAAAGUUACUGAAUUUUUCCAGAGACUCGAGAAGGAUAUACGUAUCAAUUACAUGUUUACUAGGAUUGUGAAACUUAUAGUUGUUGAACUCUACUGCACCCAUAGUGCUGCCUGCAUCUUCUACUACUUGGCCACCACACUACCUCCAUCCCAAGAGGGGUACACAUGGAUAGGAAGCUUACAGCUUGGCGGUUACAGUUACAUGAAUUUCAGGGAAAUUGAUCUCUGGAAGCGCUACACAACAUCUUUGUAUUUCGCCAUUGUUACAAUGGCCACUGUCGGCUACGGAGACAUACAUGCAGUAAAUAUGAGGGAGAUGAUAUUCAUAAUGAUAUAUGUUUCGUUUGAUAUGGUUCUUGGUGCUUAUUUAAUUGGUAACAUGACGGCUUUAAUAGUCAAAGGAUCAAAAACGGAAAAGUUUAGGGACAGAAUGGCAGAUCUUUUGAAAUACAUGAAUAGAAAUAAACUUGGAAGGGACAUUCGUGAACAAAUAAAAGGCCAUAUGCGCUUACAGUAUGAAAGUAGCUACACUGAGCCAGCAGCCAUUCAGGACCUCCCCAUUUCAAUUCGCUCCAAGAUAUCCCAAGACUUAUAUUUGCCGUACAUCGAGAAGGUCCCUCUCUUUAAGACUUGCUCUUCAGAAUUUAUUAAUCAGAUCGUCACAAGGCUCCAUGAGGAAUUCUUUCUCCCAGGAGAAGUGAUAUUGGAACAAGGAAAUGUUGUAGAUCAACUAUACUUUGUCUGUCAUGGUGUGCUGGAGGAAGUAGGCCCCGGUGAAAAUGGAUCUGAAGAGACUGUUUCACUUUUAGAGCCUAACAGUUCAUUUGGGCAAAUAUCUAUUCUAUGUAACAUUCCUCAACCAUAUACUGUUCGGGUUUGUGAACUUUGUAGGCUUCUGCGGCUUGAUAAACAAUCAUUUACGGAUAUCCUUGAUAUAUACUUCUAUGAUGGGAGGAAAGUAUUAAACAAUCUUCUGGAGGGAAAAGACUCUAGUCGAGGUAAGCAAUUGGAGUCAGAUAUCACAUUCCAUAUUGGAAAGCAAGAAGCUGAACUUGCUUUGAAGGUCAAUAAUGCGGCUUUUAACGGGGAUCUGAAUCACAUUAAAGGAUUAAUUCGAGCUGGAGCUGAUCCAAACAAGGCAGAUUAUGAUGGACGGUCAGCUUUGCAUCUUGCAGCAUCUAGAGGAUUUGAAGACAUCACCAUUUUCCUUAUUCAGGAAGGUGUAGAAAUCGAUCUGAGAGAUAACUUUGGGAACACACCCUUACUUGAAGCUGUAAAGAAUGGACAUGAUCGAGUUGCUUCUUUACUUGUUGGAAAAGGUGCUUCUAUGAAAAUAGAGGAUGCUGGUAGUGUUCUAUGUAAUGCUGUUGCAAGGGGAGAUUCAGAUUACCUUAAAAGGCUAUUAUCUUAUGGUAUGGAUCCUAACACGAAAGAUUACGAUUACCGAAGCCCUCUUCAUGUUGCUGCAGCUGAGGGUUUAUUCUUAAUGGCAAAGUUGCUGAUAGAGGCUGGAGCCAGCGUUUUUAUCCAAGACAGAUGGGGAAAUACCCCUCUUGAUGAAGCUAGGAUGUGUGGAAAUAAGAAUCUGAUCGAGCUAUUGGAAGAUGCGAGAUCUGCUCAGUUGUCAAGAUUCCCUCAUCUUUCCUCAGAACUUACAGUGAAACUUCAUCCCAAGAAAUGUACAGUUUUUCCUUUUCACCCAUGGGGUCCAAAAGAACAUAGAAGACAUGGGAUUGUGCUAUGGGUUCCACACACCAUUGAAGAGCUUAUCGAAACAGCAGCGGAGCAGCUUAAUGUUUCUAGUGAUUGUUCUAUUCUAUCAGAGGAUGCCGGUAAAAUUACUGAUGCGAACCUCAUUAUGGAUGGUCAAAAGCUGCACCUAGUCCAUGAAACACAUUAAAGAUGUAUAUUAAGCAAUCAUAGCUUGUUUUCAUAGGGCAAUGUACCUGUAUCUGCAUGGAACCUGUUGUGAAGCUGAAAUUACAUGAUGCUAUCCUUCAGGUGUUAAUGCAACAAAUAAAUAGUCAUCAUGAUUCAUUCAAUGUGAUUUUCAAAAUCCCACUUUUUUCUAUGACUUGGCAAUAACUAUUCUACAUUCUUUGAAUUACACUCCCCAGUUCAUUAUCACUCUAAGAGGUUAAU
Neltuma alba is the source of this 3113-nucleotide messenger RNA. RefSeq names its product potassium channel SKOR. The record is from RefSeq and is a predicted model, not a curated record. The transcript has 14 exons. Gene Ontology annotation, biological process: transmembrane transport; potassium ion transport. NCBI's taxonomy places the organism in Eukaryota, Viridiplantae, Streptophyta, Magnoliopsida, Fabales, Fabaceae. Gene Ontology annotation, molecular function: voltage-gated potassium channel activity; protein binding. Bases 337 to 2871 code for a protein of 844 amino acids. Gene Ontology annotation, cellular component: membrane.